Molecule: messenger RNA, 1632 nt
Organism: Phycomyces blakesleeanus NRRL 1555(-)
Lineage: Eukaryota; Fungi; Mucoromycota; Mucoromycetes; Mucorales; Phycomycetaceae
Exons: 5
Coding region: 1-1632 (543 amino acids)
Biological process (GO): lipid metabolic process
Source: RefSeq, a predicted model, not a curated record
AUGCCUCCAGAUCCACUAUUUAUCUCACUUGGGGCAGCUUCCUCAACAGAUCGUUUGAUCGAUACUGUUGAUAAACGUACACCUAUUACAACCGAUUCAGGCAUGUGGACAACUAAUAUUGGAUCAAAAGACAAACCGUCAAAUCAAAAACUACUGCCAUCAUCACCACUAUCAACAUCACCCUUGGCUCCCUCUUCGCCAUAUUCAUAUUCAUACUCAUCAUUAAAUGACAAACGUAUAAAAAGAUCAGCAACAGAAAGACUGGCCAUCAUGUCUCGCACAGCACUGUCGCUAGCCUUGUCUUGUCCACUGCUUCUUGUACUCUUGACCAUCUCACUCUACAAGACCAUCCAUAGAGCUUACUUUGUUGAAUCGGCCAUAGACGAUGAUGAGCCAGAAGAAAAUCAACCAAAAGAAGACAUCAUACCUGACGAGAUCUAUUACGCCUCCAGGUGGGGAUACGACAGCACUCUGCACCAGGUUGUUACAAAAGACGGGUAUAUUCUAUCCAUGUAUCGAGUCAGCAAAAAAGGAGUCAAUCCAAUAGACAAACCACCGGUUUUAGUUGUUCACGGUCUCUUUCAAUGCUCGGGUGCAUUUGUACUUAAUGAAGAACAAUCCUUGGCAUUUGCAUUGGUUGAUCAAGGAUAUGAUGUCUGGCUAGGUAAUAAUCGAUCUACGGGUGGACUGGAUCAUGUUUCGAUGUCCCAUAAGGAUCCCGAAUACUGGAAUUGGGGUCUCAAAGAACUCGGGAUCUACGAUUGUGUUGGAAUGGUAAAUUAUGUCAGGCAGACAACUGGCCAGCCAAAGGUUGGUUACAUUGGACAUUCUCAAGGUAAUGCCCAGGCAUUUAUUGCACUCUCUUUACAACCAGAGAUGUCCGAUUGUCUCAGUUGUUUUAUUGCCUUGGCCCCAGCUGUUUAUUCAGGCGAUCUUGUCAGAUCCUACCCUCUCAAAUAUUUGGUCGAUCUAGAUGACCAAGCUUUUACUGUAUUAUUUGGCAACGGAUGCUUUCUUCCAAUCAUGAAUCUCUCCCAAGCACUGUGUAAUCCCAAAUUAUUCUGUUUCUUGGCCUACAGCAUGUUUUCUUACUUGUUUGCCUGGUGGGACAGUAACUGGAUUUCUCGUCGCAAGCCAAAAUAUUUUCAAUUCACUCCACGCCCUGUCAGUUCACAGCUCAUUCUGGAUUGGAUGCAUGGUUGGGGAAAACGUGGGCUAUUGUUGCACAUCCCCGACAACAGUAUGUCAUUACAAUCACCACCACUGCAACUUUUACCUGAUUCAUUACAGCAGCAGCAAAGCCAUUAUCAUCAUGAGGAACAAUAUGAAGAAGAAUAUGAUAAAGGCUCGGAACAUAAUGUUUCCAAAAAGAUUCCUUUGGCUGUAUUCUAUGGUACGGCUGAUUAUCUUGUCGAUGGUGAAAAACUGGUUCGUAAAUUGCAAAAGAAUCACAAACAAGCAAACCUUGGAAAAUCCACAGACCCAUCGAUAUUUCUUCCGAUGCUUGAACUUGUGCACGUGGAACGAAUAGAUGAUUAUGAGCACAUGGAUACUAUCUGGGGCCAUGACAACCACAUAACCACGUACCCAGGAAUUUUUCAGAUGUUGGCUACUGCUGAAUGGCAUGUCUAA